CCUGAGACAGGUGAGACGUGUCAACUGAAGACAUUCCUGAGACAGUGUCAUGGAUGAGUGAGUCAGAAGAUUCCCGAAAGCAGUGGCAGAUAAGUGUGUUGACACAGACGGCCAAGGACCCCCUCUCGGAUAUAGACAUCGAAGCAUUCAUGAAAGACUUGGUGACAAACAGAUGCAUUGACACACUCCUGGAGGACUUUGCGGCGGAUAAAUGUAUUGACACACUCUUGGAAGAUUUCAUGGCGGAAAAUGAGAUUUCACUCGUUUCUCGAAAAAUCCUCGUUGCACCAAAAGCAAAGAUUCCUCGUGAACAAGGUGUGCAUCCUUCAGACAUAGAUGAGGGCCGCUACUCCACAACUUUGUUGGCUCGCCGGCAGGUGCAGGUGCGAGUUGUCUUCAUCAAGAUCGAGGAGAUCAACACCGUGGAGGAGCACUACAGUGGCAUCGUCUUCAUCCGGGCACGCUGGCGUGAGCCGUCACUGGACUCCUCACCCAACAUUGAAGCGGACAAGAUCAACUGGGGGGACCUGUGGAACCCGUUGCUGGAGGUGCAGAAUGUCAAGGGCGAGACCAAGAGCAGUCUAGUGCGCGAGCUGGACAUCGUGGGCAAGGGCGAGGUCUUCCUGGUGGAGAAGCGCCGCCUCAAGGGAACCUUCGAGAGCAUGGAGCUCGGCCACUUCCCCUUCGACAUUCAGGACUUGUCCGUCCUCGUGACGUCAGACUUGAGGGAGGAGGAGGUGGAGAUCAUUGAGGACGAGCGUGACCUCAGCCUCGUCGACAUCAACGCCUUUGGAGAUGAGCAGGAGUGGGACCUGCACAACUGUGUGAUGUCGGAGCCCAAGACCCUGACCAGGACCGACUACUCUCAGUUCACGCACACCAAGCCAGGCCGCUUCUUCCGCUGCUGCGCCUCCAGACGGUCAGGCUUCUUCGUCUGGAACAUCAUGUUCAUCAUGACCAUCAUCAGUUUGUCAUCGUUCGUCACCUUUGCUCUGGACCACACGGCCCCAGCCAGUCGUAUCCAGCUGUCCUUCCUGCUGCUUCUGGCCGGGGUCACCUUCAAGUUCAACGCCAGCCAAUCAGUGCCGCGCAUCUCGUACCUCACACACCUGGAUCGCUUCAUCAUCGGCAGCAUGAUCUUCAUGUUCCUCGUGUCUGUCUGGCAUGGCGUCCUCACGCGCAUCAGCGACCAGAACCUCAAGGCCGACCUCGACAAGUGGGCCUUCAUCGGCUUCGUCAUCCUUUACGUCGUCCUUAUUAUCGUCUUCCUCAUCGUCACGUCCAUCACGGGCUACAGGCGGCGCUCGGAUAUCGAACACAAGAAGCAGGAAUACUAUGAAAAGGCCGAGCGGCUGUCAGGAAACAAACAGUCGUUCAAACGGCCCUCAAGAGGUGGACUUCGUCGGAGCCUGGCCAAAGUGGGUUUGUUUUAAGGCGCCUGAACAUCGUGCAGUCACCAUGUGAACACCAUGCAGUGUCCUCAACCCAGUGAACACCAUGCAGUGUCCUCAGGCACGUUUUCUCCUCACGUUGUUCAGAGGAAGAGGUGUUGUGAGAUCACGUGGUGCUCAGUACGUGGAGACAGUGUGUUCUACGGCAAGUGUUUCUAUGACGACCUGUCCUGGUGUCUCCUGCCUUAUUGUCGUCUAACUCCAUAGACCUACUCUAUAGACCUCCUCUAUAGACUCCACAGACCUACUCCACAGACCUAUUUCACAGACCUACUUCAGUGUGUAACUCCACUGCCGUUAUGCAGAUGUCGCCUGUAGUCUUCUUCACAAGGACAUGAGACGUUAGUGAGGACAGAUGGCGUGCGCAGGUGCGUG
Messenger RNA from Pomacea canaliculata, 1826 nucleotides. Its product is annotated as gamma-aminobutyric acid receptor subunit rho-2-like. Lineage: Eukaryota; Metazoa; Mollusca; Gastropoda; Architaenioglossa; Ampullariidae. The record is from RefSeq and is a predicted model, not a curated record. Gene Ontology annotation, cellular component: synapse; membrane; neuron projection. Gene Ontology annotation, biological process: regulation of membrane potential; nervous system process; signal transduction. Gene Ontology annotation, molecular function: extracellular ligand-gated monoatomic ion channel activity; neurotransmitter receptor activity; transmembrane signaling receptor activity.